UGAAGUGACAUUUGUGUCAUCAUACAAAUAAUGAUUCAGGUUCUCACUGCAAAAAUAGUUGAAAGUUGAUUAAAAUGGCUUUGCAUUUCAGCAGUGCGUGUUUGUGUUCUUUAAGCCAAAUGAGGGGUCAGAAAAUCAGAGCUGUUGCAGGAGAGAGUAGUGUUACAUUUAACUCAGAAGAAGAUAAGGUGAAGCUUGGUGGGUCUGAUUUGAAGGUAACUAAGCUUGGAAUUGGGGCUUGGUCUUGGGGUGACACUAGCUAUUGGAACAACUUCGAAUGGGAUGAUAAGAAGCUCAAGGCUGCAAAGACUGCUUUUGAUGCCAGCAUUGAUUGUGGGAUAACAUUCAUUGAUACUGCUGAGGUUUAUGGUUCAAGGUUCUCAUUCGGUGCAAUAAAUUCUGAAACACUACUAGGAAGAUUCAUCAAGGAAAGAAAAGAAAAAGAUCCAGAGGUGGAGGUUGCUGUUGCAACUAAAUUUGCUGCAUUACCAUGGAGGCUUGGCCGUCAAAGUGUCCUAGCGGCCCUAAAAGAUUCUCUUGCACGUAUGGAACUUUCUUCAGUUGAUCUUUAUCAACUUCACUGGCCAGGAAUAUGGGGAAAUGAAGGUUAUAUUGACGGUUUAGGAGAUGCAGUGGAGCAGGGCCUUGUAAAAGCUGUGGGAGUAUCUAACUAUAGUGAAAAGCGUCUUCGCGAUGCAUAUGAGCAGCUGAAGAGGAGAGGUAUUCCACUAGCUUCAAAUCAAGUCAAUUAUAGUCUGAUAUACAGGUUGCCAGAGCAAAACGGUGUCAAGGCCGCCUGUGAUGAAUUGGGAGUCACGUUGAUUGCAUAUUCACCCAUUGCUCAAGGAGCUUUGACUGGAAAAUAUACUCCAGAAAAUCCUCCCACUGGCCCUCGCGGACAGAUCUAUACUCCUGAAUUUCUUACCAAAUUGCAGCCACUCAUAAAUAGAAUAAAGGAGAUUGGAGAAAGCUACAAUAAGACUUCAACGCAGGUGGUCCUGAAUUGGUUGAUUGCACAGGAGAAUGUUGUUCCCAUCCCAGGAGCCAAAAAUGCAGAGCAAGCUAAAGAAUUUGGUGGUGCAUUGGGUUGGAGACUAACCCAACAAGAAAUAGACCAACUUCGUUCUUUGGCAUCAGAAUUAAAACCUGUUACAGGUUUCCCUGUCGAAAAGUUGUAAACAUCAUUUUUACAUGUACAUUAUUCCCUUCUUUUUUUACAGUGUAAGUAGUGCUGACUUCUGAGUCCUUGUUCUAUUGUGUGGGGGAAAAAAAAAGUGGUACUAAUAAAGCUGCUGCAACAACAUCGUACGUACUCCAUGCAAUUUCAUAAGUGGGGUUUGGAGAAGGUGAUGUAUAUGCCAUCUUAAUCUUA
This is a messenger RNA of Solanum tuberosum (potato), 1372 nucleotides long. RefSeq lists its product as uncharacterized. The record is from RefSeq and is a predicted model, not a curated record. Bases 75 to 1178 code for a protein of 367 amino acids. NCBI's taxonomy places the organism in Eukaryota, Viridiplantae, Streptophyta, Magnoliopsida, Solanales, Solanaceae. The transcript has 10 exons. Gene Ontology annotation, cellular component: cytoplasm.